AUGGCGGCUACAGAACAAGAGAGAGGACAGCAAGCUGACUUUGUGGUGGUUGCGAUAUGUGACAGCCCCUCGCCCUGCGUCGACCGGUACAAGUCGGCAUCCCGCGUGCCUCGACACAGCUCCGCACAAAUUCUACAAAUGGAGGAGGUGAAGGAGGUUGCUGUGCCCAAGGUUGAGGAGGUUCCUGUUGCGAAGGAGGAGGCGCGGAAGGUUGAGGUCAAGGAGACGGCUGCUCCUAAGGCCGAGGAGGUUGUUGCGCCUGUGGCUGAGGAGACCAAGGCUGCUGAGGUUGAGACACCUGUUGUCGCUAAGGAGGAAGCGCCGGUUGCUGCUGCUGAGCCCCAGGUUGUGGAGACUCAGGCUGAGCCAGAGGCCGAAGCUGCUGCUGUUGCGCCGAAGGCUGAGGCUGUUUCUGAGGUCAAGGAGGAGACUCCGGUCGCUGCGAAGCAGGAGGCCCCAGUAGCUGCUAAGGAACAAGUUCCACCUGCCGUCAAGGAGGAGGUUCCCAUCCCCAAGAAGGCCAAGAAGCCCGCCGCCCCCAAGCCUUCCUCUCUCUACGUCCGUGACGACAAGCCCAUCGGUACCACCGAGCUCUCCCGCAUGCCCCGCGCCCUUGAGGCCCUUUACCUUGAGCCUCUCCGCCACGAGGCCGAGUGGGGCGUCCCCACAUGCGACCUCCAGCUCCGGUCGUACUCCCUCCGCAACCUCGAAUUCUUUUGUGACUUUGCCCUCCGUGCGGCGUACUACAUUGGCCUGCCUGCCUUUGGACCCGUGCCACUUCCCAGGAUCACCGAGAGAUGGACCGUCCCCAAGUCUACUUUCGUGCACAAGAAGUCGCAGGAAAACUUUGAGAGAAUCACCCUGAGGAGGUUGAUCCAGAUCAAGGAUGGGCACCCGGAGACGGUGCAGUACUGGUUGGCGUUUUUGCAGAAGUAUGCGUAUUAUGGGAUUGGUAUGAAGGCGAAUGUGUGGGAGUUUAGCAGAUUGGAUGUGGCUCAGGAGAUGGACGAUAGUCUCCCGAAGACAAAGAAACUGCUCGAGAGCAAGUGGAAGCAUAUGGGUGCUCACGACAAGAUGCCCUUUAUGGAGGAUUUGGAGGAGUACCUUGCGAACGAGAGGAGAAAGAUUCCCGGUGGGAGGUAGAAAAAUAAAUAUAGACGGGAAAGAAUUGUAUGUAUAGGCUUGGGUGUGCUGCUGUGUAUUUACUGUACGAAUACCAGAAAUGUGUAUGGCAAUUUUGGGCGGGUGUGAUUGAUUUUGUCUA
This is a messenger RNA of Podospora bellae-mahoneyi, 1264 nucleotides long. RefSeq names its product mitochondrial 37S ribosomal protein rsm10 (gene RSM10). Gene Ontology annotation, cellular component: small ribosomal subunit; ribosome; mitochondrion. The coding region runs from base 1 to 1143 and encodes 380 amino acids. The transcript has 4 exons. Gene Ontology annotation, molecular function: structural constituent of ribosome. Gene Ontology annotation, biological process: translation. The record is from RefSeq and is a predicted model, not a curated record. NCBI's taxonomy places the organism in Eukaryota, Fungi, Ascomycota, Sordariomycetes, Sordariales, Podosporaceae.